Molecule: messenger RNA, 4645 nt
Organism: Boleophthalmus pectinirostris (great blue-spotted mudskipper)
Lineage: Eukaryota; Metazoa; Chordata; Actinopteri; Gobiiformes; Gobiidae
Gene: ano5b
Product: anoctamin 5b
Exons: 20
Coding region: 235-2949 (904 amino acids)
Biological process (GO): chloride transmembrane transport
Cellular component (GO): plasma membrane
Molecular function (GO): protein dimerization activity; chloride channel activity
Source: RefSeq, a predicted model, not a curated record
UCUAGAGUGGCAGCAGCACUGGGGCACUGGGGCUCCUGUGUGGAUCGUUGCUAAUGUAAAUAUAUCAUAUCCCAUUAUGAAUACCACAUAUCUGGACCCAUGAACCAACAGCCGGAACCACAUCCUGGACUGGCCUGUACUCCGAGCGCGAGCCACAUCCGCACUGCCAUCCGCGCGCUGUUUUCCAAGCAGUAAAGGUAGAAGAAAAGAGGCGUGCUCGGGCUGCUCACCGCUAUGAGGCGAAUAACGGGAAAGACCAAGGAUGAAACUUUGAUCGAGCUACAAGGAACCACAGAUUCACAGGCGACAGAUGCUAACAAUGGGAACGGCCUCAGCUCCAUGUCUGAGCGUACGCCGCCUGGAGAGACAGAAAAGCUACGCUCAGACAAAGACACAGUGUUCUUCAGGGAUGGGGUGAGAAGAAUCGAUUUUGUUUUAUCUUACGUGGAUGACAAAGAUGGAGAGAAGAAACAGGAAAGGAGGAAAGAGUUUGAAGCCAAUCUUGAAAAAAUUGGUCUCGAGCUGGAGACUGAAGACAAGUCUGAGGCAAAGGACCAAAAAACCUACUUCUUAAAGGUUCACGCUCCUUGGGAAGUGCUGGCAAAGUACGCAGAGAUUUUAAAAAUCAAAGUUCCCUUCAAAGAGAGUGACAUCCCACACGGCCAUGAUGCUGCAUUUCAUUGGCUAUCCCACCCUUUCCGACUCCCAGACACCAUCAUGCACCCAGUCAACGAUUACUUCACCUGCCCCUUUAACAAAGACAAGGAAGACUUCUUCCUCAUCCAAGACAAAGACAUUUUCUUUCCACCAUCAACAAGAAACAGAAUUGUGUACUAUAUCUUGUCUCGAUGUCCAUAUUAUAAAGAGGGAAUUAAAGAAAGAGACAAGGUUGGGGUCAAACGACUGUUAAGUAAUGGCACCUACAUUGCAGCUUUUCCACUUCACGAUUGCCGUUACUGGAAAAGAGGCGGAAAUCCUGAUUGUGAGAGUGAACGAUACAACUUAUACAAAAACUGGGCCAGGUUUCUCAGUUUUUACAAAGAGCAGCCGCUCAACCUCAUCAGGAAAUACUACGGGGAGAAGAUUGGGAUCUACUUUGCAUGGCUGGGGUUUUACACAGAAAUGCUGUUCUUUGCAGCUGUUAUGGGAGUCAUCUGUUUUAUCUAUGGGCUUCUCAGUUAUGAUGACAACAUAACAAGUAAAGAAAUAUGUGAUCCUUAUAUCGGGGGAAGUAUCCUUAUGUGCCCGCUAUGUGACAAAAAGUGUCCUUUCUGGAAGCUCAACUCAACAUGUCUAUCUUCUUGGCAAUCACACUUGUUUGACAAUGAGGGGACCGUAUUCUUUGCCAUAUUUAUGGGAAUCUGGGUGACUCUGUUCUUGGAGUUUUGGAAGAGGCGUCAGGCCCGUCUGGAGUACGAGUGGGACCUGGUGGACUUCGAGGAGGAGCAGCAGCAACUUCAGACCAGGCCCGAGUUUGAGAUCCAGUGCACUGGACGCAGACUCAACAAAAUCACACAGGAAAUGGAGCCAUAUCUUCCUAUCACCACAAGGUGCGCUCGUUUCUGCCUCUCCGGGGCCACUGUUCUUUUCUGGAUGUCCUUGAUAGUGGCAUGUAUCAUAGGGGUCAUAGCCUAUCGCCUGGCUGUGUACGCUGCCUUCGCGAGUAUCAUCAAAGACCCCAUGAGGAAGAUCCAGUUUGUAGGCAGAUUUAUCACUCCGCAGCUCGCCACGUCUGUCACCGCCUCCUGCAUCAACUUCGUCAUCAUCAUGAUCCUCAACUUCCUGUACGAGAGGGUGGCAGUGUGGAUCACUGAUAUGGAAAUCCCAAAGACUCAUCUGGAGUAUGAGAACCGUCUCACCACUAAGAUGUUCCUGUUCCAGUUUGUGAACUACUACUCGUCCUGCUUCUAUGUGGCCUUCUUUAAGGGCAAGUUUGUGGGCUACCCUGGACACUACACUUAUAUGUUCGGCAGAAGCAGCAAACUGAGAAAUGAAGAGUGUGACCCUGGAGGCUGCCUCAUUGAGCUCACUACUCAGCUGGUGAUCGUCAUGGCGGGAAAACAAAUGUGUGGGAACAUUCAGGAGGCUCUUCUGCCGGUGAUAAGAAACUGGUGGAACAGUCGUAAGACACGGCGCCACCCAGAGACACACUACAGUCGAUGGGAGCAAGACCAUGUGCUCCUUAACUUCAGUCAGCUCGGUCUGUUCUACGAAUAUCUGGAGAUGGUAAUUCAGUUUGGAUUCAUCACUCUUUUUGUGGCGUCUUUCCCUUUGGCUCCACUCCUUGCUCUUUUCAACAACAUCCUGGAGAUCCGAGUAGAUGCAUGGAAAUUUACCACUCAGUUCAGGCGCCCAGUUGCUACAAAAGCUAGAAACAUUGGAUCCUGGCAAGAGAUACUUAACGCAGUGGCCAUUUUGUCAGUCGUCACCAAUGCCUUCAUCAUGGCGUUCACAUCGGACAUGAUUCCUCGGAUGGUCUACCUGUACGCUUACAGUGGCAGGUCUUCUAUGAUGGGCUACAUCAACAACAGCCUGUCUGUGUAUCAAGUCUCUGAGAUACCAGAACCCAACAUGCCAGAAGAGCGCAGCGGCUGGUUCGACAACUCCACCACCUGCAGAUACCGAGAUUACCGGUAUCCCCCGGGACACCAGAAGGAGUACACUCACACAAUGCAGUUCUGGCAUAUUUUGGCGGCCAAAAUGGCCUUCAUUAUCAUCAUGGAGCAUAUUGUUUUUGUGGUUAAGUUCUUUGUGGCCUGGAUGAUCCCGGAUGUCCCAUCAGAUGUGAAAGCCCGUAUUAAAAGAGAGCGCUACCUGGUCCAAGAGUAUCUCCAUAACUAUGAAGUGGAACGAGUCAAACUCCAGCUCAGUGCUAGUUUCAUCACAGAGCCUCCCUCGGAAUUAUCAUUGCCUAUGGACAAACAUGAAAUACUGUCUGAGUGCCUGUAGCUUCCAUCUACUAACAUACUAGAUUUAAAUUAUUGCAUUCUCUAUAACUAACUACCAUUGUCAUAUUCCUAUAUUAGGAUGUGAAGAUAUCAUAAUGUGUUUAGUGUUGCUUUUCAUAUCUGUGAACGCUGAAUGGCCUGUACAGGUGCAUCUCAAAAUGAUAGAAUAUUGUAGAAAAAGUUAAUAAUUUCAGUAGUUCAACUCAAAAGUGGACUCUACAUUGUACUGUAUUUUAUUUCUGCACAGACAGAGGUCACUCAUUUUAAUUGCAGUAAUUAUGAUAAUUAAAGGAUUUUAGAUAUUUUUUUUUCUGCAAGCUAAAUGAUCAUAGUUCAGUACUGUAUGUUUUACAGACACUUCAUAAUAUAUAGACUUUUUUUUGUUAAUACAACUUUUUUAUUAUUAUUUUGAGAUGCACUUUUACAUCUAAGUAGGAAACGGAAAGAUGUAGCUAAACUGAAAAAGUGAACCACAGCGGUUGUCAUAUCCCUUUACCCACUGUUAAGGUUAAGAUUGUUGUUGUACCUUGUUCCUUGCAUGCAGUUGCUUUAAAUGCUUACAAAAUGAAGGACUAAACUGCUGAAAAUGAAGCUAAAUGUACAUGUAUGUGUGAACCAAAUAUGCUGGAUCCUUGUGGUAAAAAAGUGAUAUCAUUGUGAAGCCUGAUGUGUAACAUGCUAACACAAAUAUUAUGAUUAUGUUUAAUAUAUGAAUGUAGUAUAAAACGUUUUAAACACUUUAAAUUUAGAUUUCAAAGUCUAAGUCUUUUUUGUCAUACAGACAGCAAAUUUAAACUGCCUGUUUAACUAAUGUACCUCAAAAUUUGUAAUUACCAAAAUGUUAUUAUGUUCUGCCACAGAGAUGUCAAAAUUAACAUUAACCUAUUUACAAUUAUGAUCAACACAAUCAAUAGCCUGAUCAUGUUGAGUUUAGUUAUUUUGGUUUACAUUAGACUUUUGUUUAAAAGAGCUUAUUACAUGAGCAGGUCGUACCUUGUAGCUAGCUAUAAGUGUUGAUGUAAAUAUUGUAAUUCAUUUAUUGACCUGUUUAUAGAGUUAUUUUAAAUUGUCCAUCAUAUAUUUUUGUUAGUACACUUAAGGUUACUGUGUAAACUAAUGAUGCCAAGUUAGAAGGGAUGGAAGGCAUACAGGUGUUGUUCAUUCAAACACAGCUCUCAUACCUGACAGCUCUUUGUGGGCUGUUGUGGUUGCUGGAGCAUGACAUUGUAGUUGUACUGGAUUUGACAUUAGCCAGUCUGUCAGUGUGAAGACACCUGUCUGCUUGUUAUAAAGGCUUCACUGUAAGCACUACAGUUUUUUUUUUUAAUCUUUUUUUCUUUUUUUUUUAUCCAAGUAUGAGGCUAAUUUGAAACUGUUUUAAUGCUGCAAAUAAAACCAAUAUUUCAGGAUAUCACCAAUUAAGAAUAUGUAGUAGUCUGAUCCACUCAUACCUCAGGUUAUGACUGAUGAUAAACAUAAUGUUAGAGGGCUGUUGUAUGCAAUUCUCCAACCAAUGCCUUAAAUAUCUAUGUUUACUUGUAUUUAUAUAAUUUUGUAUUGACAAAUUUGAAAUGUGCAUUUAUAAAAAUCUUUAUCAGGAUGUGUUGCAGCUGCUACAUUGCAAUGUAGUCUUUUGUGUUAAGCAUGAAAAAAAUCACAGAUUUUGUUUGUACUGUUAGAAGUAAUUCUCACUGCUG